GCUAUUGAACUGAAAAGUUCACGAAACUAACAAGUCGGCGAACAAGUCUCUGCAGAGGAUUGCUUUCUGGAGUUCUUCUAUGGCCAACGAACAGGAAGAAGUGGCUGCUGAUCUUGAGGCGACAGUACUUUCUUCCGCUGCUCAACAAGCCAUUUUUCCGAAUGAUGAACUGCACGUUCUUAACGAUGCCGUCCCGCAGAUGCCUUCUUACGUGACGAAAGACCUGUUGUCGAUUGGAGUAUGCAUACCCUGCAUCAUUCGGCUAUCUGGCAUUGAAAGGCACCAUUAUUCCUUCUCACUGUCGGUACCAAUCGUAGGUUCUGACAAGGAGGCAAUUGAUGAUGAUAUCGAUAGAAACAUUUGCUGCCUAUGUUUAGGUAUUUUGCAGUUCAGUUAUAUUGAUGACAAAGGUAACUUCGUAAAAUGUAAGGGAGUUGAUGAUUUAGCUGUCUCGAUUUCCGAGAUGGUAAAGAAAGAAGGCCAUCAGAUUGAUAGUUUUUCUCUUGAGGUGUCAAUUCCUUCAAUCAUUCUGGAGAAUGAGAAGCUUGUUUGGCUGUAUUUGAAAAGAAAAUAUGGGUCUGAACACUGGUUCCAGGGCAAGCCUCCUCCUAUAUCUCUUUCGGCGAAAGAUGCAUUAAAAAUAUGUGUAACAAAGCCUCUUGAAACUUUACUGGAUUGCAAAUCUAGUUCAAGUGGUCUGCGCAUUCGGUUAACUUAUAGUCAUCCUAAAGCUUCAAACAGCAAUGAUAGUUCCAACAAAAGACACCAGGACGGCUGCAAGAUGAGAAAAAUUGCUGGCAAUGAUGAAACCUUGGAUAUUUCAAAGUUUGGUGCCAAUUCUGUCGCUGAUAAUUGUUUCAAUCCUUCACAAGAAGUUGAACUUUCUAAGUGCUUUGAAUUUCCUCAAGAAAAGAUCAAUGAACCAUGCCAUUUGGCUCUAAUUUGUUAUAGGACUUCAAUCUACUUGAUUGGCAGAUACAUUAAGUAUUCAAGAAAUGUGAGUCAAACACGCUGGGUAAUCGGUGAUGAGAGAAUGGGAGAGGCAUCUGUCGAGGAGAUUCUAGGCAACAAUAUUCUUCCCCUCUGUCGGGGUGAUAGUUAUAAGUUCCAUGCUGCUGGUAGAGAGGAUCUUGAUGUUCGGAUGUUGGGUUCAGGUAGACCUUUCCUGGUUGAGAUACAGAAUGCCCGUCUUCUCCCAUCUGAGAUGAUUAUAAAUGAAAUUGAGUCGAAGAUAAAUGGCUCAAAAAAUAAAUUGAUUGGCGUAAGAAAUCUGAAAGUUGUAGGCAGCGAGGGUUGGGCCUUCGUGCAAGAAGGAGAAGCAGAGAAGCAGAAGCAAUAUGCUGCACUUGUGUGGACGUCUCGCCCACUUGAGGAUGAUGAUUUGUUGUCAAUAUCAUCACUCAAAGACCUGAAAAUUUUGCAGAGAACUCCAAUAAGAGUGCUUCAUCGCCGUAGUCCAUUAGAACGUGAAAAGAUCAUCCACUGGAUGAGGAUUGAGAAGGUAGCUGAAAGUUCUCAGUAUUAUCUCCUGCAUUUGUGUACCCAGGCUGGAACGUACAUUAAAGAAUUUGUCCAUGGGGAUCUUGGUCGCACGCAUCCCAGUAUAGGAUCUAUUCUUAGUUGCAGAGCAGAGAUUCUUCAACUUGACGUUACGGAUAUAAAAAUGGACGGCCAUCUCGCUGAAUAAAAAGGUUCAUUAAUGGGAGCAUGAUUCGAGAUUGUAUUCGUGUCAUCACUCGGAAUUCGGUGCUUAAGUGGUAAUUUAAUUUUUUUUAAAUAGAUUUAUUCGCUUUGAUAAUUUAAAAUAGAUUUCUUUUUAAGAAUCUAAACUUUGCCCGUUUGAUUCAGACACAUUAGGGGAAGGUCAUAGUUCUUUUUGUUUUUUAGACCAGUUGUGA
This is a messenger RNA of Cucurbita moschata (crookneck pumpkin), 1898 nucleotides long. Its product is annotated as putative tRNA pseudouridine synthase Pus10. Gene Ontology annotation, biological process: tRNA pseudouridine synthesis. The transcript has 17 exons. The record is from RefSeq and is a predicted model, not a curated record. NCBI's taxonomy places the organism in Eukaryota, Viridiplantae, Streptophyta, Magnoliopsida, Cucurbitales, Cucurbitaceae. The coding region runs from base 80 to 1687 and encodes 535 amino acids. Gene Ontology annotation, molecular function: pseudouridine synthase activity; RNA binding.